AUGGCGCCAUCUUCUAUCGCCAUCCUGGGUGGUGGUCUCACUGGCCUUUCCGCCGCUUUUCACCUUUCACGUCGGUUUCCAGCAGCUCAGAUCACUCUGCUGAACAAGGACAUCCACUUUGGCGGAUGGGUUCGUUCUAGGCGCGCUAGAAUCACCCUUAAAGACGGUCGCGAGACCAGCGUGCUUUUGGAGGCUGGCCCGCGCACUCUUAGACCAAAUUCAAAGAGUGUUCUCGAAUUGAUUAACCUUCUGGACCUAUCGCCGUCUCUUUUAACUGUCCCGAAAUCAUCACCAGCUGCUCGGAAUCGCUUUUUGCAUCUACCUGGCACAAAGGGCCUUCUGUGCAUUCCUUCAUCUCCGCUCAGCAUUCUUACUUCCGGGCUCUCACCUAAGUCUUCUUCUUUGCAUUCUCCCCUUGGCCAUAUCCUUCUUUCAGCUGUCGCACGAGAGCCAUUUCGCCCAUGGAACAGACCCCUAAUGAUCGAGGACGAAUCGGUCGACGAAUUCUUGAGUAGGCGUUUCGGGAGCGAAUUUGCAAGGAUUUUCGGAAGUGCACUCGUGCACGGUAUUUAUGCAGCGGACUCUCGAGAAUUGAGCGUCCGCACAGCGUUCCCAUCGCUUUGGGAUGCCGAGGAACGCGGUCGUGGCUCUUUGGUAACUGGGUUUCUUCGGCCGUCCAGAGCUUCAGCGACAGCAGAGGUCAAUGACCUCCCAUAUCAGCUAGGGAACGUAGAUGAGCAGAUGCGUGGAGUAUCUGUGUAUUCGUUCUCGCAAGGUAUCGGUGUGUUGGUAGAUGCACUCUUGCGAGAGUUGAGAACGCGCCGGAACGUGCGCCUACUUAGCGGGGUGUCAGCGACGGGACUACGGAUGAAUCCGAGAACUGCACAAUUCGAAAUAACGACCUCGUCUUGCGAGACGCUGCGCGCAACACACACUGUCUCAGCUGUGCCUCUCCCGAGCUUGAAAGGGCUCAUCUCACCCAAGACGCCAUUGCCACACCUGACUGCAAAUCCUUAUUCGUCGGUGACGGUCGUAAACCUCGUGUUCCUGGCGUCUCCGGGACAUGUACUGCAUCCUGUGGGAUUCGGGUACCUCGUGCCCCGAGCAUCGUCUAGACAUGCAGAAAACGCGAUUCUGGGGUGCGUUUUCGACUCCUCGUCAAUGUCGACACAAGAAGCGCCGUGGAGCGCGGAUAUUGUGAAAAUGACUGCGAUGCUCCGCGAGCCUGUGGCUUCAAUUCCUCGCCUUGUAGAUAUGCUCUCUGAGCAGUUAGGUGUGCGUCUGCCCGAUCCGCUCAUUGUGAGGGUGCAUGACAACGCACAUUGCAUCCCCCUGCUGCGUGUGGGGCAUCUCCAGCGGAUGCAGGAGUUGAGCGAGGUGCUUCGGGGAGAACCGUGGAGCAGUAAGCUAGAGGUGAUCGGCGCCGGCGUGGGGGGCGUGAGCGUUGGUGAUUGCGUCGAGGCUGGGAGGCGGGCGGGUAGGAGUUGGGCAUAGGGUUCAUUCAUCGCCCUUUGGACUGCAAUAAUUGCUGUAUGACUUCUACAUCAGGAGUGCGAGCUGGACGUUGAA
Molecule: messenger RNA, 1569 nt
Organism: Suillus discolor
Lineage: Eukaryota; Fungi; Basidiomycota; Agaricomycetes; Boletales; Suillaceae
Exons: 3
Coding region: 1-1494 (497 amino acids)
Biological process (GO): heme biosynthetic process
Cellular component (GO): mitochondrial inner membrane
Molecular function (GO): protoporphyrinogen oxidase activity, oxygen as acceptor
Source: RefSeq, a predicted model, not a curated record